This is a messenger RNA of Entrophospora candida, 1373 nucleotides long. The record is from the annotation of a GenBank genome assembly. NCBI's taxonomy places the organism in Eukaryota, Fungi, Glomeromycota, Glomeromycetes, Entrophosporales, Entrophosporaceae.
UUGUCGCGACAUUAAUCAUCGGCUAUUAUACUUAUAAAUGGAUAAUUUAUCCAUUAUAUUUAUCGCCUUUGUCUAAACUUCCUGGCCCUCCUCCUGACCAUUUUCUGUUAGGAAGUUUCUUGAAAAUAUCUAAACCUAUGAGUGGAGUGGAUUGGGCAGAAAAAUAUGGAAAUAUAUAUAAGGUUCAUGGAUUAUUCAAUCAACCAAGGGUUUAUAUUCUUGACGAAAAAAAUAUUCAAAAAAUACUUGUUACUGAUUCAUAUACUAAAUUUAGUAAAAGAAAGGAUAUUCUGGGAUUUUUAAAGAGGAUUGUUGGAGAAGGUAUUGCGGUGGUAAAUGGUGAUGUACACAAGAGACAACGUAAACUGAUGAAUCCAUCAUUCGGUCUUAAUAGUAUUAGGGUAAAUAAAAAUAUUUGUAUUUACAUUAACAGCGGAGCAUCUUUGGAUGUUAUUGGCUUAACUGGGUUUGAUUCUGAAAUAAAUUCUUUGACAGGAACAUCAAGACUUGCAGACUCAUUAGGUGCUCUUUUUGAUAAUAAACAUGGGUUAAUGUUUAAUUCAGUAUCAUCUAUUUUUCCCAUAUUGAAAUCGCUGCCAUUAAAAAUAAAUCAAGAUAUCAAAAACGCUUCGUUUGAAAUUGAAAAAAUUACAAGGAAAUUGGUUCAAGAUAAAUUUGAUAAAUUGAAAGAAGGUAAAUUAGAUAGCAAUGAUUUGGUAAGUGUUUUGGUGAAAGCUAGUUAUGGACAGGAAAUAGAUCCAAGUGAACAAAUGAGUUUUGAAGAAAUAAGAAAUCAGAUUAUGACAUUUUUGAUAGCAGGACAUGAGACAACCGGAGUUUUGAUGACUUGGGCAUUGUAUUAUUUGUCCAAAGAUCAAGAAAUUCAGGACAAACUCAGAGAAGAGAUUAUUAAAGAAUUUCCUAAUAAAGAUUCUGAGCUAAAUUUUGAUCAAAUCAAUUCCAUGGAAUAUUUAAAUGCAGUUUGUAAAGAAAUACUCAGAAUUACCCCUCCAGCUGUGACUCGUUCAACAAAUGAAGAUGUCAUGAUUGAUGAAUAUCUUAUUCCAAAGGGCACGCCAAUUUUCAUACCAUUCUAUCAAAUUCAUCAUUUGGCAUCAAUUUGGGGUGAUGAUGUUGAAAAAUUUAAUCCAUCACGUUGGUUUACAGAAAAAGUCAAAGGUCUUUCUCAUUACAAUUAUCUACCAUUUUCAGCUGGGCCAAAAUCAUGUAUUGGUAGUAAGCUUGCAUUAAAUGAAGCGAAAAUUAUCUUGUGCAAUUUAUUAAGAAACUUCCAGUUCCAUGAAGUUGAAGGUUUCAAAGUUGCAUCUAAAAUUACUAUUACUCUUAGACCUGAUCCUACUGUGAAGUUGUGG